UGUUCCUAUAAUAAUUAAUAAUAACAAUAUUUAUUACAAGUCCUUCUUUCUCUAUUUUCGCUCCAUUUCAACUCAUUUUUGCACCAGUUUUACCACCAUGGCUACAACUACUCUAUUUCCACUCUCCAUCAACCCAAACCAUGUUCUUAAACCAAAACGUUUCAUUCUUCAACCAAACCAACCUCUAUUCAAAUCUCUCAAAUCCAAAACCUCCAUUUCCUGCUCCGCUGUUGCUUUUCCAAAAACCACCAACCCUGUCGCUCCUUUGAAACUCCUCGGUCUUGCGGAGGAGUUUCGAUCAUUACAGGAGCCAGCAGACCGAAUGAAGCGGCUACUACACUACGCAGAGCUAACACCACCGAUGGAGGAGACAGCGCGUGUUGACAGGAACCGAGUCAUGGGGUGUACGGCUAGAGUGUGGGUGGAGGUGAAGAUCGACGGUGAAGGGAAGGUGAGAUUAACGGCGGAUAGUGAUUCGGAGAUCACGAAAGGUUUUUGUGCGUGUUUGGUUUGGGUGCUUGAUGGGUUGGAACCGGAAGAGGUUGUGAAAGUGAGUACUGAGGAUUUGGUUGGUCUUAAUGUUGGUUUACCAGGAACUGGUCGUUCUAGGGUGAAUACGUGGCAUAAUGUUCUUGUUACUAUGCAAAAAAAGACGAAACAAUUGGUUGCUGAGAGAGAAGGGAAGCUGAAGUUUGAGCCUUUUCCGUCUUUGAUUGUUACUGAUGAUGGUGUUGUUCCUAAGGGUAGUUAUGCUGAAGCCCAGGCAAAAUACUUGUUCCCUGAUGAGUUAAAAGUUGGUGAACUAGUCAAUGUGCUGAAGGAGAAGAAAAUUGGUGUUGUUGCACAUUUUUACAUGGAUCCUGAAGUCCAAGGCAUUUUAACAGCUGCUCAGAAGCAGUGGCCUCAUAUCCAUAUAUCUGAUUCACUGGUCAUGGCAGAUUCAGCAGUCGAAAUGGCAAAAGCUGGAUGCAAAUUCAUAACAGUGCUGGGUGUGGACUUCAUGUCGGAAAAUGUGCGCGCCAUCCUUGAUCAAGCUGGUUUUAACGAGGUUGACGUGUAUAGAAUGUCGGAUGAGCUUAUUGGAUGUUCUCUGGCUGAUGCUGCAGCUACCUCUACUUAUAUGGAGUAUCUUGAGCCAGCUUCUAAGUCUACUUCUUUGCAUGUCAUAUACAUUAACACUAAGUUAGAGACAAAGGCAUAUGCACAUGAGCUUGUGCCGACAAUAACCUGUACUUCAUCAAAUGUUAUCCAGACUAUUCUACAAGCAUUUGCUCAAGUGCCUGAUUUGAGCAUAUGGUAUGGGCCUGAUUCUUACAUGGGGGCAAAUAUCGUAGAAUUGUUCCAACAGAUGACAGUAAUGACCGACGAAGAGGUUGCUGCGAUACAUCCUGAGCACAAUGUAGACUCUAUUAAAUCAUUACUACCACGACUCCACUAUUUUCAGGAUGGAUCAUGCAUUGUUCAUCAUCUUUUUGGCAAUGAAGUUGUGGAGAAGAUAAAAGAAAUGUAUUGUGAUGCAUUCCUUACUGCCCAUCUUGAGGUACCUGGAGAGAUGUUUUCAUUGGCAAUGGAAGCAAAGAGAAGGGGGAUGGGAGUAGUAGGCUCCACCUCGAAUAUUUUGGACUUCAUAAAAGACAGGGUUCAAGAAUCGUUGGACAGAAACAUCGAUGAUCAUCUCCAAUUUGUUUUAGGAACAGAAUCUGGGAUGAUUACUGCAAUUGUCGCAGCAGUUCGAAGUUUGUUAGAGCCUGCAAAGUCCUCUUCUCAAGGAGCAAAAGUUACUGUUGAAAUAGUUUUUCCAGUUUCGUCAGAGUCAAUUUCGACAACAACCCCGAGUCUAAAUCCAGUUGAAGUCGGUGAUAUCAUACUUCAUGUUGUACCAGGAGUAGCUAGCGGGGAGGGUUGUUCCAUUCAUGGUGGCUGUGCUUCUUGUCCAUACAUGAAGAUGAAUUCUCUUAGCUCACUCCUAACAGUUUGCAGUCACCUACCCGACAAAGAAAAUGUGAUAUCUGCAUACAAAGCAGAGCGAUUCAAGUUGCAGACUCCAAAUGGCCAAUCCGUGGCAGACGUAGGAUGUGAACCAAUUUUGCACAUGAGGAACUUUCAGGCUACUAAAAAGCUUCCUGAGAAGCUGGUUGAUCAGAUUCUUCACACCUAAGACAGUGGAAAAUUGGUGUGAUAAACUAUUCUGGUUGAUCAGAUUCUUCAUCCCAGAGAAGCUGGUUGUUUAGAUUGUUUCAGAGAAAUAAUGUUAUAUAUGCAGACAGAAAUAUAUGCUGCUCUAUUGUGAGUAAUUCCAAGUUGCAACAAACGAUAGGUAAUAGUUACCACGAUCAGAUUUUGUUGUAUGGUAGUUUUUCUUAGUAUAGGAAACUUAUAAUAUUGAUUAUUAAUAUCAUAAAACAUACUUAGUUCGGUAUCAGAUAUAGAGAAAUUAAUGAUAUAGCAGCAUUUUGGGAUUAUACCACACUUUGAAAAAAUUGAAAUAAAAUGAAAUUUACACAA
Molecule: messenger RNA, 2505 nt
Organism: Medicago truncatula (barrel medic)
Lineage: Eukaryota; Viridiplantae; Streptophyta; Magnoliopsida; Fabales; Fabaceae
Product: quinolinate synthase, chloroplastic
Exons: 7
Coding region: 98-2158 (686 amino acids)
Biological process (GO): 'de novo' NAD+ biosynthetic process from L-aspartate
Cellular component (GO): chloroplast
Molecular function (GO): quinolinate synthetase A activity; 4 iron, 4 sulfur cluster binding
Source: RefSeq, a predicted model, not a curated record